AUGGGAGCCCGUUUUUCAUACGAAUCUGCUUCGGAUUCACAAAGAGCACAUGGCAACGACGACUGUAAACACAAGUACAUUGACGAUGUCCUCGAGGAAGAAUGUAAACACUGCAGGGACUCCGUGGAUCAAGGAGUGGAUGAGUUGGCAUCAUUAGGCAUUACAGAUUAUAAGGAUCAGUUUCCAUUUGAAAAUCUCGUCUUUGAGGGCGGUGGUGCUAAAGGCGUGGUUUAUCCGGGAGCUCUACUGGCCUUGGAGGAAUUGGGAAUACUAAAGAAAAUCAAGAGAAUUGCUGGAACAAGCGUGGGCUCCAUGACUGCAUGUAUGCUUGCGCUUGGGUACAAUUCCCAGGAAAUACGCAAAGUCAUGAAAAAAGAUUUUAGCACAUUCUUCGACGCCAGAUUUGGGCAUUUAAGUUUACUCCCAAAUCUACUGCGCUACUUCGGGUGGCAGCCCAUGAACUCAUUGUACAAAUUCACGGGAGAGCUCGUGGAAGAGAAACUUGGAAGUAAAGAUGCAACGUUUAUGGACUUGUACAACAAGACAGGAAAGGAACUUUGUGUCGUUGUCACUAACGUCAACAACAUGGAGGAGGAAUAUUUUCAUCCCAAAACCACACCCGACGUACCGAUCAGAUUGGCGGUCCGAAUGUCGGCAAGUAUUCCAGGCCUGAUGCAACCGGUGCAUUUUAAGAAGUAUGGUCAUGAGAACGUUUAUGUAGAUGGUGGAUUGCUGGCUAACUAUCCGAUCACUUGUUUUGACGGCUGGUGGUUAUCGAUGGAGCGCGAAGAUUCGUUUUUCAAAAAAAUUCACCCUCUUGAGAAGCUUCCUCAUAUCAUGGAUAGAAAACACAGGUUUGCUCGGGACGAAAAGACUGCCGAUAAAACCCUGGGUUUCGUUUUGUACGCUGAAGACGAAAAGCAAAGCUUCAAGCCUGUGUUCGAAGAUAGACGGAAGACAUCGGUGGUUUAUCCCGACACAAAAAUGGGAAGAAAAGCGAUGGAGAAUAUAAAGAACAUGGAGAAGCUUCAUAUAGAAGACGGGCAUAUGGAAUCCACUGUCAAUAAAUUCUUAGAGCUAACAUCAAAAUACGUCGAGGGUAGCGAUGAAGUGAUCAGGAAAGAAGACGUUGUGCUGAUCCUGAACGAUGAAAUCUUCACAGAAAGAGAUAAACAACGCCUCUUUGGAAAAGACGUCAGCCCAGAACACGUAAUGAAUAGACUAGAUAGAAGUGGAGAUGGCAAUAUUAAAUAUGCAGACUUGGUCGCUUUUGUAGAAGAAAUGGGAUUUACUCUCGUAAAUCGAACUUUGGGAUAUGAAAGACAGAAAGUGUCAACAUUUUUCAAUCUACUAAAAACACUCUAUCAAACGAUGUCUCACAAUAUCACCCAGAUUGGAUUUAGUUCCGAUGACUUGUCUAGAACCAUAGGACUGAACUCGCAUUACGUGGGAACCUUGACAUUUGACUUAGAAGAGGAGGACAUGGAAUUUCUAAACAAGGAAUCCUAUCAAUCUACGAUGGCAUUUUUGAAAAACUUUGCAGCAACGAAAUUAAAACCAAAGGACGACGUUUCAGUUUAAUUGUGUACGUUUGAACAAAGAAGAAGGUUCACUGUCAAAGACGUACCUGUUAUCCAGUGUUACUAAUUUAAUUCUUUACACUUUAAACUGUUUUGCCCGAAACGAUCAUGUAACAGAGAAUCUUAAUUAGACUAAUAUAAAUGUCGACAUUUAUGCUACUUUUACAUAUCUGUUUAGCUCUAGACAUCCUUAUAUGCAAUCGGGCACCGUCUAAAAUAUAGGUGACAGGUGACCAGGCGCUGUCUAUGAUGUACCGUAUAUCGGGAGAUAUAGGUAACAGGUGACUGUCUAUGAUAUACCGUAUAUCGGGGAAUUUGGCGCGCUGGAAAUGUUGGUGUUUUUGGCGGACGAGGAAAGUUAAUCGCCAAAAAUGAAAGCGCCAAAAUUUCCAAUCAUAUUUCAAUGAUAUAACUGUUAAAUGAAAAUUCGCCAAGAAAAGGAAGCACUAAUAUCAAAGCUUUAAUUUUUUUUUUUUAAAAUUCGCUGAAUAUUCCCGACGCAAAAAUAACCCACAAUUCGGUACAUGUUGAUGUCGCCUUAUAUAUGACAAGUUAAAAUCUUCAUUUUGUAUUCCUUUUUUGUAAUUGAUCUAUUUCUUAUUUCUUCUUUAUAUCAUUUAACAUACAAUGAAGUAGUAAUGAUGGCAGAAAUAUAUUUAUUAUAAGGUAGCAGAAUUUUACUCACAUAUAACUACAUCUACUCUUAUGAUGGUUUAUGUGGUAACUUUCAGAUAAUUGAAAAUCUGGCACGUCCAAAAAGAUUUUGUAUCACCCUUCCCCCGAUUGUCUAUGGAAAAAACUAAGAAGAACAUUAAAUGUUUAUAUCUAACACUUAGCGUUGUUAUACUAAUAUUGAAAUCAGUACUAGUAAUGUGUUGUGAUGAUUAUGACUAUUUGCAUGUCACUUGCAUAGGGUAAGAGUCAAAUGACUAUACUUUCGAGCACUCAAUCUGAUAGUGUUCA
Messenger RNA from Ostrea edulis (European flat oyster), 2543 nucleotides. RefSeq lists its product as uncharacterized. Gene Ontology annotation, biological process: lipid metabolic process. Lineage: Eukaryota; Metazoa; Mollusca; Bivalvia; Ostreida; Ostreidae. The record is from RefSeq and is a predicted model, not a curated record. The transcript has 14 exons. The coding region runs from base 1 to 1581 and encodes 526 amino acids.